Molecule: messenger RNA, 1775 nt
Organism: Hibiscus syriacus
Lineage: Eukaryota; Viridiplantae; Streptophyta; Magnoliopsida; Malvales; Malvaceae
Product: zinc finger CCCH domain-containing protein 34-like
Exons: 3
Coding region: 16-1611 (531 amino acids)
Molecular function (GO): metal ion binding
Source: RefSeq, a predicted model, not a curated record
ACAUUUUUCAUUUUCAUGAAAAGCAUAGAAUAUAAAGAUGAAAUGGAGGAAGAAUUGGUGAAAGUCAACACCGAUUGCGUUUAUUUCUUAGCCUCUCCUCUCACUUGCAAGAAGGGAGUUGAUUGUGAGUAUAGACAUAGUGAAAUCGUCAGGCUCAACCCGAGGGACUGCUGGUACUGGUUGGAUGGAAAUUGUAUUAACCCGACAUGUGGUUUUCGGCAUCCUCCGUUGGAUGUGCAUGCUCAAGUUCCGUCUGAUUCUACUGUAUUUCCGUACCAAUGUUCGGCAGCUCCGAACAAGACAAAUUUACCUUGUUACUUUUACUUCAAUAGUUUCUGCAACAAAGGUGAAAGAUGCCCUUUCCUGCAUGGUCCCAGUGACAGUGCCAUUACCGGAAGUUCUUUGAAGACUGGUGUUCCUCCAUUGGACCGUAAGACAUCCGUAGAAAAUGAUGGUGGAGCAGCUCAGACAGACAUUGCCCCAAAUUCUAAAACUGGUGUGCAGGUUAAAACUGAUUCUAAAACUGCCCCAAAUUCUGUUAAGGACACUGGUGUGCAGCUUAAAGUGGACGUCCAACAAUCAGUGCCCAAAACUAUGAUAAAGAAGAGUGUCUCUCCAAAAACGUCUGUUUUUGAAUUAGGACAAGCUGGUUUUGUUAGGUCACAAUCCUUGCUUCUAAAAGAAGGCACUACUCAAGCCAGAUCUCCAAUUUGCACAGAUGAAAGUUCAGAGGAGCAAUUGGAUGAUCAUAUUGAGCCAGAGGAGAGGUGGGAGUCCUCCCCAGGUUUCGAUGUUCUUGUGGAUAACAAAUCAGAUGAUUUGGAUUACGAGAAUGAUUCAGAUUAUCCGCUGGAACCUGAAGGGGAGCAGAGAGAGUACUUUAGUUAUGAUUAUGAAGAUUCAAUUCAGCAUGAUGUAGAAUUUUCAUACGAUCGAGAUGUGUAUAAUGCUUAUGAGGGUUCAGACAAUGAGUACAUUUUUGAUAAUGCGAGGAAUCCUUCUGCCCACCUCAGAGAUAGAAGGUUGGGUUCCAUAUUUCCCCAAAAGAGAAGACUGUUGCCUGUUGAACUGUCAGUUGAUGUGGAUCUUAGAGAAUAUUUGAGUUCCCGCAGGGUAGUCGAGGGUAAUCCUCUUAAGUGUCUGUCAAGGUCUGAAUAUUCUCAUCUGAUCAAUCAAAGUCUGGAAAGGCCACAGAGGCGUAGUGUGGGUCGGAAAUCAAGUAGAAGAUUGGAAUCAAAAGUGGGGAAGCACUCUACUGAAUCAACGGGAGGCCAAGGUGGUGUUUGCAAUGGUACAAACCGGCGUGGGUGGGUCAAGUGCCUGGAGCCUAAUCGCUCCAUCAAGCGGCCUUAUAGGGAAAAAAGACUACCUAGACGGGAAUCUAUUCAAUCUAAGGUUUAUAGAAAUCUGGUUUCAAGGGAGAGGAAAUCCAAAGAUGCGUCUACUGCUUUUACAGGUCCCAAGACCCUUGCCCAGAUUAGAGAAGAGAAGAGGAAAACUGAAGAAAGCGGUGGAAAAACGAGGCAUUUUAUCCUACCUGCAUCAACAGACUUCCAGGGUCCAAAACCAUUGAGUGAAAUCCUCAAGGACAAGGAGAGGCUAGCGAAGUAACAAACUUCUUAAGUUGAUUCGAGUUAAGGUCCUUAGCUUUUUCCUUUUUUACAAAAAAAAAAGAGUUAUCUUUGUAUUUUUCUUUAGAUUCAACCUCAAGGCAUAUUCUCUGAAGUUUUGAAAAUGUUGGUCCCUACUCUUAUUACCGGUGAACAUGAUGAGAA